AUGAAAACCAACCGCACUCCUGCACCCGCCAACCUCCCCAGCAGCCCAUCAACCUCAACCCCUCGCGUACCCGCCCUCCCCACACCACCAAGCACCCCACAAACCAAGAAACCCAGCCAGAGGAGUAAAUCCUACGACCAAGAUGAGAUGGUCAGGAGGGAGCUCGCUUCCCUACCGGGGAAGAGGAUCCCCAAACGGAGACGGCUGUUCGGAGAGAAGGGAGACGCUGCCGCACCGCCAUUGAAACGAUCAAAAACGCAAGAAUACGGGAAGGAGGAAAGGAAAAAGAACAAGAGCAUUGCUAGAUCAAGCAAUACUGUACCAGCACAACGAAGCCCACCCGCCAAGAGGAAGCGCAACGAUAAUGCCACAGAACAGACUGGUAAGAGCGUUGUGGAGAGUCGACAGCCUCGCAAACGGGCUAAGGGUGCCAGCGGUCUCCAGGGCCUUCAGGAGGCGCUGGAGAAGGCGGGGCUGGACGAUCGAGCGAUAGCCGAAAGGACCGAGCAGGGGUCGGAGGUGGAGUAUGAUCGCACUUUGAUAUCGGAGCUGAUGGAGCAGAGGGGGCAACUCAUCGCCAGAUGGCGCGGAAGCCGAUUCGCUGCUGGAGGUGAUGGAGCGGAGCAUGCAGGAGCCGCCGUGCGCGUUCCGGAGCUUGAUUGCCUUCGAGCUCCUCCUUUUCUCGCUGACGCAAGUCACCACCUCGGUCGUUGCGCAGUCUCACCUUAUAGAGGGAGUCCGGAGACUCGUUGA
Molecule: messenger RNA, 753 nt
Organism: Endocarpon pusillum Z07020
Lineage: Eukaryota; Fungi; Ascomycota; Eurotiomycetes; Verrucariales; Verrucariaceae
Exons: 1
Coding region: 1-753 (250 amino acids)
Source: RefSeq, a predicted model, not a curated record